Messenger RNA from Xenia sp. Carnegie-2017, 1791 nucleotides. RefSeq lists its product as uncharacterized. Lineage: Eukaryota; Metazoa; Cnidaria; Anthozoa; Malacalcyonacea; Xeniidae. The transcript is spliced from 8 exons. Bases 226 to 1506 code for a protein of 426 amino acids. The record is from RefSeq and is a predicted model, not a curated record.
UUUGUUUGUUAAUGGCAAACCAUUAAUUGGUAUUUCCUAAGCACGCAAGCCCAUCCGACCACUGAAAGAUGCUUGAUUUGCAGUUGGUGAAAAGAAAGUGAUCAAGUUUUGAAAUGUUUUGAUCUUUGUUGUACAUAUAUGUACAAUAACAAGUCUUUAAUUGUUUUUGAAAGCUGAAAAGCUCAAAAACCAACAUGCGAUGACAAAACAAAGCCGCGCGCCGACAUGUACAAAAUGGCUCAAGAUGCUUUCAAACUCUCGUUUUUUCUUUUGUUGUUAAAAACAUGGCAAGCCUCGACGUAUUUUGAUGGUCUGCUUGGUGAAUCGGAUGUCUUCGAGAACCCAUCGUGCACGGAGGUGGACUUGGCGAGUGAUUCUUGCGAGUGUAAUCGCUUCCACGCCGAGUGUUUAACCUCUACAUGCAAGUUAUGCAAGUGUCGAAAGAAAACUCGAAUUUAUCGUUCGGAUGUGCGCAAAUGUUUAAGUGAUAUCAAAGCAAGAGAUCCUUGGUGUCGCUACCAGUUUCUCAACAUUCGCGCGGAUGUCAUACCAACAAUUGAUCUCUCAAAAAAAUGUGCAUCAAAGAAUCUAUGCUCCAAGCCAAUCAACGCGCCUUUCGACAAGACGAAACAAUCGUGCCAUUUUGGCUGGAUCAAUUUCCUCGAGAAUGGCUCAUGGCAUGAGCAAACCAUCAGGGAAUUUUACAAAACUUUCAAACUGGAAGAAUCAGACUAUGUUUCUAAAGGUGGUUACAUGUACAGUCUUGAGUGGAAAGGUUCCGUCAGAUCCGACGUUCAAAAACGUUUGUUUCAAGUUUCCGUAGAAUGUGUUGAUCUUGAUAAGUCGAAGGAGUCUUAUUGCUUAAUGUUUCGUGUUCGAGGUAAAAAUGAUCCAAUCUUGCUUUCUGCACCAAAACCAAAGCCAACAACGGCUCUUCAAACGUUCAGCAGCGUCAUUUCGAACACAAAAAGAGACGAGAAAUAUCGUACAGAUGGGCCUAUACGGUAUGGAAAAGACCUCAACAACGAAGAACCAAGAAGUGCAAAAGUCAUUGUUGUCAAUGAUAGUUUUACACUUAUCUUAGCUGCAAUCGCAGGUGCUCUUGGUACAGCAUUCAUUAUCAUCCCCAUUGCUAUAUAUUGCCGAAGAACUGCCAAAAGACGAGGUUCAAUGGCCGUAAAGACGCAACGAAGACUUGUCCAACAACCAAAUACCAGUACUUCUGACGAAACGUACUUAGAACCACAGAUUUCAGCGGAGACCUUAAGCUCCUACGCCAGCUUAAGCGCAAAUCGUGAGCCACAUUCGAUAUAUCAACCUUUAACAAGAAGACCGGACAGCGAUUCUCUGGUCGAGGAACCAAUAUACAUAUGUGUGGAGGGCGAUUUUGAAGAAGAACCAAAAAGUCCAAAGGCUUUUCCAAUUUACCAUGUCUUGGAAGGACCUACACAUGAGGAAGAAAAUAGUCAAGAGGAUCACUUGCAGGAUGAUAUAGUUUCACGUUGAAGAUGAUCAUGGAUUUCCGUUAACCGCCACAUUAAUUACCACAACCUGCCACUUUCGGAAUCAAAUCCAAGAAAAGAUAGAAAUGAAUAAAAAUUUCUUUUGUAAAAUAUGAGAACAAGUGACAAAUAACGAUCGAAGUGGACAUAGACAUAUACACCAGUAUCGAGAUGAUAGAUGGUGCUUUGAAUUGUAGAAAGUGCACGAGGUUGCAAAAGAUAUCGUUUUAUAAAUUGUAGCAUUAGUGUUUGUAUAUUGGAAAAUACAUUAUGAACUAUAGUUCUAAAA